Messenger RNA from Prunus dulcis (almond), 636 nucleotides. Its product is annotated as protein SPEAR1-like. The coding region runs from base 1 to 636 and encodes 211 amino acids. The record is from RefSeq and is a predicted model, not a curated record. Gene Ontology annotation, molecular function: DNA-binding transcription factor activity. The transcript has 5 exons. Lineage: Eukaryota; Viridiplantae; Streptophyta; Magnoliopsida; Rosales; Rosaceae.
AUGGGGAGCAGUUAUUUUGGGGAGCCAAACAUGGGAAAUGAUCAAAGAGGAGGAGGAAAUGGAGGAGGAGGGUCUUCUUCUUCUUCAUCUUCAAGGAAAGGAAAGAAGAGUAAUUCAGACAAGCCAAAGCAACCUCAGAGAGGGCUUGGAGUGGCUCAAUUGGAGAAGAUCAGAUUACAUGGCCAAUUGGGUUGCACUUAUCACCCCUCCCUCCACUCUCCCUACUCCACUAAUUUCACCAACGAUGAGACAAGAGUGCAAACAGCUUAUUCAUCAAUACCCUCAUCCUCUUUCUCUUCUUCUUCAUCCUCUACAUCUUCUUCACUCUCUUAUGGUUUCCACCCCAACAUCAUGAUGGGGCUUGGUGAAUAUGAAAGAGCAAAUGUCAUAUAUGGUGGAGAUAAUUCCCCACAUAGUUCAACAGCAAGAUGGGACGUCCACAGUAAUGCCAUCUUGGACACCCAACAUUUUGUGCAACCAAGCAUGACGAGACACCUUCUCAAUCCGCCUCCAGUAGAGGACUCUCAGCACAACAAGAGCAAAAAACAUAGAAGUAGCUCGAUGGGUUCAAGCAGUCAGAACUCUGAAUCAAGUGACACUCAAGAGCUAGAUUUGGAGCUCAGACUCUCACUUUAA